Molecule: messenger RNA, 2439 nt
Organism: Mesocestoides corti
Lineage: Eukaryota; Metazoa; Platyhelminthes; Cestoda; Cyclophyllidea; Mesocestoididae
Source: the annotation of a GenBank genome assembly
AUGCUGAACUAUUUGAAACGCCGAUUCUCAUCCACCGAGCUGAUCAAUGAAAUCAAGAGUGGUGUCGGUUAUGGGGCGCCACAGAGCCAGCAGCAGAGGCCAACUCAAGAAUAUAAGUACCUUCCUGAGGAAGUACGAAAGCAGACUGUCGAGGAGAUGUCCACACAAAAUGUGGCAGACUCGGGGCGGACUGUGAGCUCACGGAUGGCAUUUCCUAGUGCUCCCAGUUCUCCAACCAAGCAAGGAUCCGUAGGAGGUGGAGGGGGCUUCAUGAACACAGUCACGGGGCAGCUCAAUAAGGCCAAGCAUCUCUUUUCGACCGAGACACUUAAUUCCAUCAUUCAGGAUGCUAAAGUUCCUGGUCUAGCUAGUGAGCCGAAAUGCAAAGUCCUUUUAGUCAUCGAUCACCCCUUUACCGACUGGGCAAAAUACCUGCACAAGCGGAAAAUCCACGGCGACUGGGAGAUUCGAGUUGAACAAGCCCAAAUGAAUGACAUCAGCAUCACAUCUAGCCCGGAUAGUGGUUGCUCGGUGACUGUACAAUACAGCAAAGGCGCAAAUUCCUCAACGCGGCAAGUUGCUUUUGCCAUUUUCACCUUCAAACCCGACUUCGUGUUGAUCCGACAAGGUCUUGGUUCAGCAACACAGCACUACGAAAAUUUGAUUACCGGGUUUAUAUUUGGCGGAGUGCCUUGCCUGAACUCCAUCGAGGCCGUCUACAAUAUGCGAAAUAAGGCAUGGCUUUUUUGCAACCUGAUAGGAAUUCAAAAGAAGCUCGGAGCCUCCGAAUUUCCCCUCAUCCCGAGAAGCUACCAAGCUAAAAGUCAGCCUUCUAAGCCGGACUUUCAAAUGCCAGUAAACGUUCGUCUCGGUGGAGAUUCUUCGCGUGAAUGCGAGGUAAGAGUUGACGAUCCGGCCCUCUACCAAAGCAUGAUGUGUUUGGCGAGCACGACGCAGCGCUACGCUACCACUGAACCUUGCAUUCAGGGCGUCUGUGAUAUUUUCAUUCAAAAGAUUGGAAACUUUACAAAGGCUUUUAUGCGAAAACCAAUCCGAAAUCCAUCACUUGGUUCGUCAAGUUCAACUGUUCUUGAAAAAAUCCCAGUCUCUCCCACGUUUCAGAGGUGGAUUACAGAGGUAGCACAGCUAUUCGGUGGCUUGGAUAUGUGUGCCAUCAAGGCCCAACAAGACAUUCAGGGUGACUAUUACAUCCUUGACGUUUAUGGCUCCGACUUUACGCUGUUUGGUGACGGACAGGAGGAGGACAGAUCGAGAAUCGCUGAGCUCAUUGUUCAGCGCAUGAUGCAGGCACAGACACUGACCGAGGGACGCCUAUUUGAUUACAGGGUCCCCAGGACUGUAUCCAGGUCUCAAGUGGCUCCAGCGUCCGCCAGACCCUCCCAGACAGCGAUGUCUGCCCAAGUUUAUGGUUCCCCUCCCUCGAUGCCAGAGCCUCCGGCUGACACGAUUCAUGGACAAGGCCGAAAUCCCCAAUUGCAACAGUCGACCUUCACAAAACAUGAUCAGCAACGGCAGGCGGCAGCACCGCCACUGUCUACGUUUUCCUCUUCACAGACCUUUAGAGAGCCUGUGGAAAAUGAACCAAAGCCGUCACCUGCGACAGUCGACUUCAGUCCGAUCACAACACCACUCCGUUAUCAGAUGCCAGAACGACAAUCACAAUUCGAUUCGCCACCGACUAGAACGGAGUCCAGAGAUAAGGAAGCAAAAGACGCAACCACCACCAUCGCAACAUCGGGCCGUGCUCCUUCGAUGGACUUUUCAAGUCAACCCCGAUCAGUACAGAUGAAGUUUGGAAGAGAAGAAACUGAAGGUGCUUCUGCCAUUGUGGGAUCAUCGGUAAAGAGAAAACCAUCAGACACAUCAGUUGGAAGGGAUGUGCAGGCGACCCGAGAGCCCUUUUGUGAAGGCAACAUCACUGCGUCAGGACAAACAAGGAUGCGGCCGACGAAGGAAGCAGCACCUCAACCACCCAGACAAGCCUCACUGACAGGUCGCCUCGAUACGCCUACUAAAUCGACUGUCAGCACGAAUAUAUUCGAGCCCUCAAUGAAUAUCUUUCAACCGGAGUCGCACAACCAGCCUCUACUGGCGGGAUUUCAAAGUCAGCCCAAGGAAAGAGUGGACGAUCCCGCAAGCAUAAUGAAAUUUGAUAACUUAUCGUCGAUGGAUUUCGGGCAACUGAAAACAAGGGCCCCCCCAUGUAACGACCCUUGGAGCGUCCCCACAACACAGUCACCCGCACCGGUGGAUAGUAAGCCACAGACCACCCCGACGUUACCUUUCACUUCCAAGGCAGUUCCCCUGCAUAGCGAGGCCCCCAGGCAGACUCCUCAACUCUCUCCCAAUCCCGAUGACACCGACGAUACGAUGAAAAACCUGCGGAAGACUUUCGCAGGCAUUUUCGGUGAUAUCUGA